AUUGCGGCUCCCUCCCCGGUGCGUAAACAGAGCACGGCGGCGCGUGUAUGUAUUCUUACGUGUGAGUGUGCGCGCGCCCAGCAAUGGCUCACCUAGCAGCAGCGGCAGCGGCAGUCUGCAUGUGGGCUCGAGCCGGAGUUGAAGCAUCUGGGCCGAAUUGCGCAGAGAUGCGGCGCACGUAGACGCCACAUGCGGACACGCCGCCUCAGCUCCUCCCUGAUAUCAUGAUUAAAACACCGUUAAGAUAAUUUUUGUGUUUGUUUUGAAAUGGCGGCGCUGAAGUAGAGGUGAGCAGCUCCGUUGCUCGGUCCGCUCGCCUGUCAGGGCAGUGCGCACUUUUUUCUCGCUCUUUUGCCGGCGCAAGCCGCUAACACAGAUAAAUCCGAUUUUUUUUGUUCUUUUUCUAUCGAUUACUGUACGAUGACGACGGGGCAGGAUGACAGCUCAGUCCGUGUGGCACUGAGGAUUCGUCCUCAGCUGGCCAGGGAGAAGAUAGAGGGAUGUCACAUCUGUACAUAUGUGAUGCCCGGGGAGCCUCAGGUGAUCCUGGGGAAAGACAAGGCCUUCACCUACGACUACAUGUUCGACAUGGACUCCAAGCAGGACGACAUCUACACCAGCUGCACGGAGAAGCUGAUCGAGGGCUGCUUCGAGGGCUACAACGCCACCGUCUUUGCCUACGGACAGACGGGUUCAGGGAAGACCUACACUAUGGGGACGGGCUUUGACGUCAACAUCGUAGAUGAGGAGCUGGGUAUCAUCCCCCGUGCCGUCCACCACCUCUACAAGGGCAUCGAGGAGCGCCGACAGGCUGCCCAGGAGCAGGGUCGCCCCGUACCUGAGUUUAAGAUCAGCGCCCAAUUCCUCGAGCUUUAUAAUGAGGAGGUUCUGGACCUGUUUGACUCCACACGAGACAUGAAGCAGAAAUCUCAUAUCAAGAUCCACGAAGACGCCACCGGGGGAAUCUACACAGUAGGAGUGACCACACGGACCGUGUCCUCCGAGGCUGAGAUGAUGCAGUGCCUGAAGCUGGGGGCUUUGUCUCGCACCACAGCCAGUACUCAGAUGAACGUCCAGAGCUCUCGAUCCCACGCCAUCUUCACCAUCCACCUGUGCCAAGUUCGCGUCUGUGCCUCCGAAAAUCAAGAAACUGAGACUGAUAACAGAGUCUCCAACGGAAACUCUGAGAUGGACGAGUACGAGACGCUCACAGCCAAGUUUCACUUUGUGGACCUGGCCGGUUCUGAGAGGCUGAAGAGAACCGGAGCGACGGGCGAUCGAGCCAAAGAGGGCAUCUCCAUCAACUGUGGACUGCUCGCUCUGGGGAAUGUAAUCAGUGCUUUGGGUGACCGAAGCAAGCGGGCUUCACAUGUGCCUUACAGAGACUCCAAACUCACCCGACUCCUUCAGGACUCAUUAGGAGGAAACAGCCAAACAGUGAUGAUCGCGUGCAUCAGCCCGUCUGACCGUGACUUCAUGGAGACGCUGAACACUUUAAAGUACGCCAACCGAGCCCGGAACAUCAAGAACAAGGUGAUGGUGAACCAGGACAAGGCCAGCCAGCAGAUCAGCGCUCUGAGGACGGAGAUCGCUCGACUACAGAUGGAGCUGAUGGAGUACAAGACGGGUAAACGCAUGGCGGGUGAGGACGGUGUGGAGAGCUUCAGCGACAUGUUCCACGAGAACUCCAUGCUGCAGACGGAGAACAGCAACCUGAGGGUGAGAGUGAAGGCCAUGCAAGAGACCAUCGAUGCCCAGAGAGCACGGCUCACCCAGCUGCUCAGUGACCAGGCCAACCAGACCCUCGCUAGGGCAGGUGAAGGCGGAACUGAAGAAAUUGGAAACAUGAUUCAGAAUUACAUCAAAGAGAUUGAAGACCUCAGAGCCAAACUCCUGGAAAGCGAGGCUGUCAAUGAGCAUUUGAGGAAGAAUCUGUCUCGUGCCUCCAAUCGUCAGUCGUUCUACGGAGGGCCUGGCUCCUUCUCCUCCGCGGUGCUGGCCCCCGAGAAGGAGACUUCUGACAUCAUCGAACUCGCCAAGAAAGACCUGGAGAAACUGAAGAAACGAGAAAAAAAGAAAAAGAAAAGACUCCAGCAGCUGUUGGAGGAGAGAGAGAGGGAGGAAAGGGAGGAGGUGGUGGUGGAAGAGGUUGAGGACGCCAGUGCCAACAAGGAGGAAGUUCCUGACAACGAGCAAGAAAAGGGCACGGAGAAGGAAAUGACGGAGCGAGUCAAUGAGGACGCAGAAUUGGAGGUACAGGAGGGUAGCGACCAUGAGGAAGGAGAAGAGGAAGAGGAGGAGGAUGAAGAGGAGAUGGAUGUGGAGGAGAGCUCAGAUGAUUCUGACUCGGAGUCAGAUGAAAAAGAGAACUUUCAGGCCGAUCUGGCCAACAUCACCUGUGAGAUCGCCAUCAAGCAGAAGCUGAUCGACGAGCUGGAGAACAGCCAGCGGCGUCUGCACACGCUCAAACAGCAGUAUGAACAGAAGCUGAUGAUGCUGCAGUGCAAGAUCAGGGACACCCAGCUGGAGAGGGACCGUGUCCUCCAUAACAUGACAUCAGUAGAAAGCGGCACAGAGGACAAGGCUCGCAAGAUCAAGGCUGAAUAUGAGAAGAAGCUGAGCGUCAUGAACAAGGAGCUUCAGAAGCUCCACUCGGCUCAGAAGGAGCACGCCCGCCUCUUGAAGAACCAGUCACAGUACGAGAAACAGCUGAAGAAGCUUCAGAUGGAUGUGGCAGAAAUGAAGAAGACGAAGGUGCGUCUCAUGAAGCAGAUGAAGGAGCAGCAGGAGAAGAACAGGAUGAAUGAGUCUCGCAGAAACAGAGAAAUCGCUUCCUUAAAGAAAGACCAGCGCAAGCAAGAGCACCAACUAAAGUUACUGGAGGCCCAGAAAAGGCAGCAGGAGCUGAUUCUGAGGAGAAAGACUGAGGAGGUGACGGCUCUGAGGAGGCAAGCCAGGCCCACCUCAGGUAAGGUCAUCAGGAAAGUCAAUCUCCCAGAAGCCGUCCAGGACUCCGCCCACAGACCUCCAUCUGGACGCAUGUACUCCUCCGGCAACGCUGCUCCCAACGGCACUCGGUCUUCCUACAGGCGCACAGUAGGUGUUUACUCCACCAGAGUCGCACGCAAUAAAUGGCAGUCUCUGGAGCGACGGAUCUCUGACGUCAUCAUGCAGAGGAUGACCAUCUCCAACAUGGAGGCUGACAUGAACCGCCUCCUCAAGCAACGAGAGGAGCUGACCAAGCGUAAAGAGAAGGUCAUCAGGAAGAGGGACCGGCUGGUCAGGGAGGGGCCAGAGGCAGAGAAGGCAGUGCUUCCCCUUAACGAGGAAGUGGAUGCGUUGACGGCCAACAUUGACUACAUUAACGACAGCAUUGCAGACUGUCAGGCUAACAUCAUGCAGAUGGAGGAAACCAAGGAGGAAGGCGACACAGUGGACAUCUCUGCUGUUGUUGGUUCCUGUACGCUGACAGAAGCUCGUUUUCUGUUGGAUCACUUCAUGUCAAUGGCUAUCAACAAGGGUCUCCAGGCAGCCCAGAAGGAGUCUCAGGUGAAGGUGAUGGAGGGCAGGCUGAAGCAGACGGAAAUCACCAGCGCCACACAGAACCAGCUGCUAUUUCACAUGCUGAAGGAGAAGGCCGAGUUCAACCCGGAGCUGGACGCACUGCUAGGGAACGCACUGCAAGAGCUAGGUAACAUGCCGGCUGAAAAUGGGGAUGAUAGCAGCAGUGAUGAGUCUGCCCAGAGCCCUUCUGCAGAGGGAAACACCUUGGCAUCAGAUCUCAUGAAACUCUGUGGAGACACCAAAACAAGAAAUAAGGCUCGUAGGAGGACCACCACUCAGAUGGAGUUGCUGUACGCAAACAGUGACUCCGCCCCUGACGCACCCACCGCAGACUUCUCCAGUCCGAUGCUGCCGUUAGCUGAAACACCAGACGGGGGAGGAGAGGUGGACUCGUCAGGCUCAUCAGUCAGGGACUAUACAGCUCUCUCCCCCGGCUUUUCCUCUAAAAUGGGCAGCAUUUCUGGCUCCAGAACUUCGUCAGGGGUGGAAAAGCGAGCUCCGGAGCCUUCCCCGCUCUCUCGCAGGAAGACCUACGACAAGGCACAAGCAGCUGCCGACAGGGCAAAGGUCAAGGAGAUUAAACAGAUGGAUGGAUGCCUCCACCUGUCCAACAACUGCAUCCUGCGUUCUGUUUCCCCUCUUCUCUUCUCCGAUCCACCCAAGGGCAUCAUUAACCCGGUGCCAGCCACUAAGAGCAGUCGGUCAGCGACAUUACAGUGCGUCCACGUGGCAGAGGGACACAGUAAAGCUGUUCUUUGUGUCGACUGCACUGAUGACCUUCUCUUCACCGGAUCCAAAGACCGGACCUGUAAGGUGUGGAAUCUGGUGACGGGUCAGGAGAUAAUGUCCCUGGCCGGUCACCCCAACAACGUGGUGUCAGUCCGCUACUGCUCCAGUUUGGUCUUCACUGUCUCCACCUCCUCCAUCAAAGUCUGGGACAUCCGGGACUCUGCCAAGUGCAUCCGAACACUAACGUCCUCUGGUCAGGUUAAUGUUGGGGACGUCUGUGCGUCUAACACCAGCCGGACGGUCACCAUCCCAGCAGGAGAGAACCAGAUCAACCAGAUCGCUCUCAACCCCAACGGGACGGUCCUGUACGCCGCCGCCGGAAACUCAGUCAGAGUCUGGGAUCUGCGAAGAUUUGCAUCCACAGGGAAACUUACUGGUCACCUCGGUCCAGUGAUGUGUCUGACUGUGGAUCGGUCUGGAAACAACCAAGACUUGGUGAUCACCGGGUCCAAGGACCACUACAUCAAGCUGUUUGAUGUGACUGAAGGCUCUCUGGGGAGCAUCAGCCCAACACACAACUUUGAACCUCCCCAUUACGACGGUAUCGAGUCACUGGUGGUCCAGGGGGACAUUUUCUUCAGCGGCUCUCGAGACAACGGCAUCAAGAAGUGGGACCUGGACCGCAAAGACCUGCUGCAGCAAGUCCCGAACGCCCACCGUGACUGGGUUUGUGCGCUGGGUGUUGUCCCCGGCUCCCCGGCCCUGCUGAGCGGCUGCAGAGGUGGGGUGCUCAAGCUGUGGCACACGGACACACUGGGGACUCUGGGGGAGCUGAAGGGUCACGAGAGCCCCAUAAACAGCAUCUCUACCAACAGCAGCCACCUCUUCACUGCCUCCGAUGACCGGACUGUGAAGAUCUGGCGUGCACGUGGUGGACUGGACAGCACCUUAGAAGCGGUUGACAAUGUGGACGAGGUGGCCAGUAACUGAACACAGCGCCACCUGCUGGGUUUGACUCUGGAAGGACACUAACAGCAUUUUCUGAUGCUGCUGCCCUGCACUUUGACCCCUAACUUCUCAAGCCCACUGCUGAGUCCUAAAACACAUACCUUCCAUGCCAUGUAACCUUUAUGACUGAGCCAACAGGAAAGUAAUCACAUCUCAACAUUAAACUUGCACGAUAAUUCUUUUCUUAGAGUCUGUAUGUUCAGAGAGUCGUGCUAAUCAGUUGUAGUUCACUGUAUUGUUAAUGACUCUUUGCAGCAUAAACUCAACUUUUUCUCUUUUGCGCUGUAGACGAUAGGUCAACGUGGAUCAUGAUAACAACUUGUACUCACAAGACGUUUAUUUAAGAGUUGAACACGACCAACACACUCAUAGAAAAUAUCUCUGCUGCUCAGCUCUGUUCAGCGCUGUGCCAGGAUAAAGUACACCUGCAGACACACAAUUACCCUGGAAAAGGGUAGCAGUGUGUUUUAACAGACAGGAAGUUGAGUGUUAUAGGAGAAAAAUGUGGCAGAGCUAACAGGUUGGUAGCUGGUCUUCGCAACCCAGUUCUCCGGUUUCUUGGGAUCGUUGCACUCGAAGCAGAACCAAUGUCCCCGCGCUCUUUUCCCCCUCCCCAAAUAACAAAAGUGGCUUUACUGUAUGUGAAAAAGACAAAUCACCGUUCCCCUUAACUUUUCUCUCCUGCUUUUGUGCUCCUCCCUCCUCAAUUUCUGCAGCUGUUUAAAAUCAGCGACCAAAAUUGUGCAAACUUGUCGUCUUUGCUGUCCUGCACUGCACUCGUGAACAGAACACACUUUACAGUAACAGUCCCACUUAAAGCAAAAGUUCGACAUUUUUGGAAAUACGCUCAUUUGCCUUCUUGCUGUGAGUUUGAUGAUACACAUCUCUCUGUUAAAUAUAAGGCUACAGACAGCAACUGGUUAGCUUAGCUUAGCAUAAAGACUGGAAAUGGGGGGGAAACAGCUAGCCUGGCUCUGUCCAACUGUAACAGAAUCUGACUACCAGCACCUCUAGAGCUCACUAAUUAACGCAUUAUGUCUUGUUUGUUUAGUGCGUACAAAACCAAAAGGUAAAAAUGACAAUUUUAUUUCCUUUCACAACUUAUACUUUGGAGGUGCAGCUAGGCAGAUUUUGUUACCUUCAGCCAGAGCCAGGCUAGCUGUUUCCCCCUGCUUCCAGUCUUUAUGCUAAGCUAAGCUAACUGGCUGCUAGCUCAACAGUAGCUGCUAUCAAUCUUCUCAUCUAACUCUGGCUGAAAGUGAAUAAGUGUAUUUCCCAAAAUGUCAAACUAUUCCUUUAACUCUUGAGCACUUGUGAAAACUUACACCAUUAGUCUUUGAAAUACACUUACUCCUUCUUGUAUUUUAGGAUAUUCUGCACUUGUUGUCCAUGUUGUUUCAUCGUAUGUAAAAACGUAUGUUCACUCUUCACAUGUUGCAGUUAGCACUCACUGAAACUACACUACUGAGUUGUUGUCUAACUCCCAUGCUGCUAAGCAGUGUGCUCACCUUCUUCAACCCUAUAAGAGGGCUUCUUGUCAUGGACUCUGGGUGAGGUUCGCUCAGUGCCGAGCAAUGUGUAUGUAUAUAUAUGUAAUAGUAUCUUUUUGUUUUUGGAGAGGAGAGGCCUUCAGACUCCGCCAGUGUUGUGAGCCCCAACCAUGUCGACCGACGUCUGUCUCCCAGUUCAGAUCCUUCUGGGGCCUUCCUGGAGACACUCGUGGUCUCCCUGAUGUAGCUGAUCUGUCUGUCGCGAUUGUGUGCUGUCACUUUUGAAUGUUCGGUGAAACAGCAGUUGUAAGCAUUAUUGGAGUACAUAUCUAAUGUAUUUAAACAAUGUAUUUAAAAAAUAAAAAUAAAAAUCUGACUGAAUGUUAGUUUUGUGGGACCACCGAUCUGAACGCAGUCUCUCACGAGAGUCGAGAGGACCAGGAUUGGCAGGAAGACUUGACGAGCUGCAUUAAAGCUGUAGACGGAGCCUCACCUCCAGUGAGGUGGCAGGUUUUGUUUAGUGGCCUACGGAUAGUUUAUUUUUCUUCUUCUCUGUUUUGUUUAUGCUGUCCCUGUUCCACAUAUCCUGGGCGUUCCCCCUCUGGGGUUUUAGUAGCCAUUCUCAAAUGACGGACUCUGUAGCGAUUCUAAUGUCAGAUGCCCGGUGAGAAUAAACGUCAUCUGUCAAAAACAA
Messenger RNA from Siniperca chuatsi (mandarin fish), 7485 nucleotides. RefSeq names its product kinesin family member 21A (gene kif21a). Gene Ontology annotation, biological process: microtubule-based movement; mitotic spindle organization. The record is from RefSeq and is a predicted model, not a curated record. Lineage: Eukaryota; Metazoa; Chordata; Actinopteri; Centrarchiformes; Sinipercidae. The transcript is spliced from 36 exons. Gene Ontology annotation, molecular function: microtubule motor activity; ATP binding; microtubule binding. Bases 421 to 5283 code for a protein of 1620 amino acids.